Molecule: messenger RNA, 715 nt
Organism: Cimex lectularius (bed bug)
Lineage: Eukaryota; Metazoa; Arthropoda; Insecta; Hemiptera; Cimicidae
Exons: 5
Coding region: 160-642 (160 amino acids)
Biological process (GO): tissue regeneration; cell adhesion
Cellular component (GO): membrane
Source: RefSeq, a predicted model, not a curated record
UCUCACUGAUGAGGCGGAUAAAAUGCGUGCUGAACAUUAAGUUGGAGACAACAGGUCAAACCCCUUUUUAGGUUUUAGAGUGAGAACGAAGCCCAUCUGUUGAUCGACAGAAAGUAGUGUCAUAAUUAUUUUCCUAAAUUUAUUCAAUCAAACAUCUAAAUGGAGCAAAAGAAAGAAGUUUUAUCUUUGAACGAAUUGGGAAGACUUCAACAGUUGGAAUUUAUCGACGACAAUCCCGAUGAGCCGAGGACGGGGACUCCUGAGAUUUUGUCCCCUAAAGGAAGGGUUUCUGACAAGACAAAGUCAAGAAUGUACCAGUUUAAACAGAAUUUCGGGUUGUCAUUGAUGGGUAUAAUCUUGAUUGGUGCUCACUUCAAUAAAGGAUCCAGGAUCGUAGUCAACUUGGAUUUAAACUAUGGAGUGUUGGUGACAGUUAUUGGAAUUAGUAUUUUCAUAGAGCUAUUGGUAGUAUUUUGUGCACUAGUGAUGACUUCUUACAAUGUGAACAAUGACCAGCAAUUUGUAAAAGCGAAUAUUUUCAACAACAUCUUAUUGUACUGUGUAGUUGUUCUUGUUAUUUUAGAAUUAAGCAUACUAGCAAUAAACCAUGCAAUAGAACCAAAAAAUACACCACAACAAUAAAUUUCCAUUGUGCCUUAAAAUUAAAAGAAUAAUGAAAUAAUGAAAAAUCUAUCCAACAUUUAUUUAUUUUAAU